AUGGCCCGGUUUGGAGACGACGUCCCGGGUUUGUUGAGCUCAGGGGAUGGAGGGUCCGAGCGCAACCGGAACCGCGAUGGGGCGGCUGUGUCCACAGGUGGUAUCUCCCCAGCCUUCAAGCAGACCAAAGCGCAGCGUGCCCGCACCAUGGCCUUGUACAACCCCAUCCCGGUCAGGGAGAACUGCUUCACCGUCAACAGGUCCCUCUUCAUCCUUGGCGAGGACAACGUGGUCAGGAAGUACGCCAAGAAAAUCAUUGAAUGGCCAUAUCCUUUUCUGCUUCAUGGCGAAAAUGAAGCAGGUAAGCUGUGA
This is a messenger RNA of Seriola dumerili (greater amberjack), 312 nucleotides long. Its product is annotated as voltage-dependent R-type calcium channel subunit alpha-1E-like. Bases 1 to 312 code for a protein of 103 amino acids. The record is from RefSeq and is a predicted model, not a curated record. The transcript has a single exon. Lineage: Eukaryota; Metazoa; Chordata; Actinopteri; Carangiformes; Carangidae.